Messenger RNA from Synchiropus splendidus (mandarinfish), 3110 nucleotides. Its product is annotated as 14-3-3 protein beta/alpha-1-like. Gene Ontology annotation, cellular component: cytoplasm. The coding region runs from base 149 to 877 and encodes 242 amino acids. The transcript is spliced from 6 exons. Lineage: Eukaryota; Metazoa; Chordata; Actinopteri; Syngnathiformes; Callionymidae. Gene Ontology annotation, biological process: signal transduction. The record is from RefSeq and is a predicted model, not a curated record.
CAUGGAAAUCUCUGACGUCACUCUCUCGCCCAGGCCUUCUGUUGAAGUGGUAUAAUAGGAGAGAAACACCUUCGAUAGUUUCUCACCAUCGGGCUGUGAGUCUCAGCAGGAGUCUGUGAAGCUGUCGGCCACAACUCAGUGAACAAUUAUGUCGGACACGAGUGAUUUGAUCGCAAAAGCCCGACUGGCUGAGCAGGCGGAGCGUUAUGAUGACAUGGCCAAAUACAUGAAGGAGGUGACACUACAGAAGUGCACCAUGACCACAGAUGAACGCAAUCUGCUGUCGGUCGCCUACAAGAAUGUCGUGGGGGCGCGCCGCUCCUCCUGUCGUGUGAUAUCGAGCCUCAAGCAGAAAGAGGCUGGUCCCAAGCAGAACAUGGUAGAUACAUACCUGGCAAAGAUCGAACAGGAGCUGAACGACAUCUGCUAUGACGUUCUGGAUCUCUUGGAUGAACGCCUCAUAAAACAUUCAGUGGACGACUCAGAGAGCCAAGUUUUCUAUCUCAAAAUGAAAGGGGAUUACUUCCGCUACCUGGCAGAAGUAGCUAGAGAUGAGAAGAAAAAAAACGACAUCAUACAGAGCUCAAAGGAAGCCUACGAAGGUGCCUUUCUCCGCAGCAAAGCAGAUAUGGCACCCACACACCCCAUUCGCCUUGGGCUUGCCCUCAACUACUCCGUUUUCUAUUACGAGAUCCUCAAUGACCCAGGGGAAGCUUGCAGCCUGGCCAAAAAGGCUUUUGAUGAAGCCAUCUCUGAGUUAGACUCACUGAAAGAUAAUUCAUACAAAGACAGCACCCUCAUCAUGCAACUACUAAGAGACAACUUGACACUGUGGACCAGUGAAGACAAGACGGAAGGAGACGAUGCAGACGAUUAGAGAAACCGGGCCUCCCUCUCUUUAUGUCCAACAGUCCCUGUCCUGGAUCACCUAUGUCAAACAAAUUAACACUGAGACCAUUUCAUAGCAUCAAGUUGCUUGUGCUGUGCUGUUUCCACCAUUUUUAUUUCUCAUCUCACUUAAUUGGGUUCACAACAAAGAAGACUUCUGGGAGCAUCAUGCUUGACACUGGUUGUGUGAUUGCUUGGUCUGCUAUGCUAUAAGAUGUCAGUCUUUGAUGGAGGUUCUCUUUCUGGUUGGUGGUGGGUGCAGUGGUAAUCUGCUGCAGGUUAAGUCUGGAAACCCAUUGUACUGUAUGUGCAUCACAUUUUUGAGUAAUUGUUACAUUCCAUUAAGUGUUGGUUUUCAGUUUUCUUUUCUAAUUUGGGGUAAAUUAAUCAGUGACAUGUUGCCUUAUUGAAGUCAACCUGAGUUUUACCGUCACUCGAAAUGCUUUUUCUGUUUCAUAAUUAAUGUCAAUUUCAGUUAAUGCUUGCCUAAACAAUUCCUAAAAGAAAUGUUUUUGGAGGUGUGAGAAUGAUGGCUUGUGAGGAGUUUUUGUUGACGUUAGGGAUUUUAAUGCAAGUGCAAUAAAACGGUGCAUUUAAAGGUUGUACUGCCUUGAAAUUUUUCAUGCCAUGUGACCAGGAAGUUAUAGCCCACUGAGGAUAAACGGCUUGAUGACUCCGCCCCACCUUAUUUACAGUCUGUAGAUGCCUUUUUUAUUUAAAAAUCUCAUAGCUGCCACCUGAGGCCAAGGUAAGCCUGGCUAGUUUUCCCAACUUUUUAGAUGUGGAGUUUGUCUGUUGGCCAAAAUAAAUGGGGCUGUGGCCUGGAGUUGGCGAUACAUAUCAACUCUUCCCUUGAAUUCUAAUCACUGCCAAAAACAAUCUUUCAUGAUAAACUUAGUGAAACCUCACAUAAGAAUGAGUCAUGAGUCACUGAUAUGGGCUUUUUAAAAUAUAGUUUCCAUCACAGAAAACUAUUAAUAUUAUGUCAGAAAUGUGAAUUGUAUUCUGCCUGACACCUGGUUGGUGUUUCUUAAAUUGUGGGGCCCUCCCACGAUUGAGUUUUCUGUAAUUUCAACAUACUAAUGCUGGGUAAGUUAUUUAAAGUGCAGUACUCUAAGGCAUUACUUAGAAAUAGAUGUAUUCUGUUAUAUGCAUUACAAUUACUUGAGUAGUUUUUUUCCACACAAAUGUAGUGUGCCAGACACUUGCUUUUGUGAAUGUGCACAUUUUGUUUUCAGUACUUUGGAGAAGAGGAUGUCUACUGCACAAGAUUUGAAAACACCUAGCACAGUGCCAAACUAAUGAUGAAUUUGCAAUUGGUCACAAGUGCCAUUAGACUCCAAUAUCUGUUUAUUUCUCAAGGUACAUGCCCUGGUGUUUAAGUAUCUUAGUCACAUGUACUGACUGUGUGGUGAGCCAUAAAUGUCGCCAUUAUACAACAACGCUGCAUUAGAACUCCAGAUCCUUAUUUUCAUUCAGAUGAAAGUAAUUUAUUUUUUAUGUUUUAUGAUGCUUUUCAAUGUAACUAAAGUAAUACUGUGACAAGCCGUAAAUUAUGCAUUCUGUUUUGUAGUAACCAACCCAACAGGGUCUUGAAGUCAAAAGAGCACAGUCUGGGAUGGGGGAAAGCUGAAUUUCCUGACUGAGGACCAGGCAAAUACAAUAAUUGAAUCAAGAUAUCUGGGGUCCGUUAUUGAGUACUGAAUCCAUUAUACUGCCAUGGAUGUUAAUACAAACUAAAACUAUUACUAAUGCCUUCUUGUUUAUCCUGCCAUCGAUCACGCACUGGCACCCAGACACAGAAUUUUCGCAACACUUAUUGCAUAUGGAGAUAAUUAGUUUCACAGAGAAUACAGAAGCCUUUGCUUCCACCCCCUUCAGACUCGCGUCUCCGGGGUGUUGACCUCACAAACAUCUUAUCUCUUGAAUUACAAAGAAGUGUGUCGCCACCCAACUGCUGUCGCUGACCAGUUUCUCACAUUCUGGUUCUGGAAACCUGUUUGGUUGGAUCAAAUUUGCAUGUGAAAAUACCAGCUUUUUGUUCUUGCCGCUCCGCUGGAUUUAUACCUGGGAAGAAUGCUAAAAUCUCAAUUUUAAUUGGAACAAUGGGGUAUUGUCUUGGGUGGUAGAGCAGCACUCUUUUUGUUGAUUGAGAAAAGGAUUUCAGCAAAGAACCCAAGGAGCGGAUGUGGGUUUUUGGGGAAUCAAGCAGGCACCUCUGC